Durusdinium trenchii is the source of this 939-nucleotide messenger RNA. Lineage: Eukaryota; Dinophyceae; Suessiales; Symbiodiniaceae. The record is from the annotation of a GenBank genome assembly.
AUGCGCUGCGUCUACUGCUGGCGCUACUUCAGCGACGAGCGCAUCGAGAAGCAUCAGAGCAUCUGUGGGAACCUCAAGAGUGCUCGGCCGAAAGGCCUGGACGGCGAGCAAACCCAGACAGGUGCCAAGGUCUUCAACGCCAAGGCAAAGCGCACCGGCACCGGACCCUCCUUCGUCUCCCCCGAGGCGUAUCGACGCAAGGAGGAAGAGGAGGAGCGGGAGCUCCGGAGGGCGAGAGAGCAGGCGCAGAAGAAAUCGUCUUGGCGCAGACAACACGAAGAGUUCGUUUCAGCCUGUCGCGCCGGUAGGGGCGAGGAGGUACCACCCCGGCCGGCGGACCAUUCGGGCAUGAUCCAGUGCCACCACUGUGGGCGGCACUUCAACCCGGAAGCGGCGGAGCGGCAUAUUCCGAUCUGCGCCAAUGUGGUGAACCGACCCAAGCCGCCGCCCUCCCCGGCGCGGGGGCCAGCGUCGCCUGCCAGGCCUCCUUCAGAAGCCUCGCCCAAAAAGCGCCGGCCUUCCGGCGGGCGCUCGCCGGCGCCCGAUGCACGUGGCGGUGCCAGGGAGGAGCUGCCCUCAGUGCGCAGCAGCUCCAUGGGCUCGGUGGGCGGCUCCGGCGCCCGCGCGGCGCGCACCUUGCGCUCCGAAGCAUCGGAUGGGCGUCUGCCAAAGGUGGACUCGAGCCAAGGCAUGAGGCCACGAAAGGAAAAGAUCACCACGCACGCGGGACCCGACGUCUUGGACGAGACCAACGUGCCGGAGCACCUCGCGAACGAGGUCCGUCAUCGCCUCGACGCCUCACGGAGCGCCAUGAUGCUCCGGCUACUGCGGCAAGUGCCUCAGGAGGCACUGUCGCAGGAGCUGAAAGAUGUGGGCGUGAGUUGCGAGGGCCUCGACAAGGAGGGGCUCGUUCAGGCCAUGGUGCAACAGCUCUCGUAA